AUUACCAACCUCAUCUCGAAAUGGUUGCUAGUCGAGUCUUUUGAUAUCCAGUGAAUGUAUUUUGAUAAUUUGUAUAAACCUAUCAGUAAAUGAAAGAAGUAGAUCACAACUGAGAAGAUUCCUUAAUAAAGUAAUAAUUUUUUCGAGCUUUGGACGAAUAAUGUUGCAUGAAGAUUUUUGUCCAAUGAGAUUGUUAUCCAAAUUCAGCCCAAGUCUAGUUCAGAAUGGUGUAGAUCGCGUUUAACAGACGGUGUUUAAGAAAUUUCUUACAGAAUUAUUCGAUAUUUGGGACCUUCCUUCGCCAUAUUUGUUAACCAACACUUUGAAAUGACUUCUUUACACUUUAUUGUACAACCUCUUCCUGCGACGGAUGACCAGUUGAACGACAGACUGCGUGAAGUGUCAGAAAAGCUGAACCGACAUGGCUUUCAUGCCUCACAGGCACUUUCCUCACUUCGUAAUGUUACCAUCAGUCAGUGUGUGAUGAGUGCAAGCCACAUCGCUUUGCUGCUUGAAGAUGGGCAAGUUUGCAGAGUUUCCUACCAUGUUGCUAUUGAUCGUUUAGACCUGAACAAAUCUGCUGAUACAAAAACCCGACCCUCUAAACUAGACAAUGUUGGAGAACCAGCCCCUCGACCUCGUGGAGGUACAUUGGUUGUGGAGAGUCCUAUGGUACUUGUGUCUGAAGCCCAAGGAAACUCAUCUAAUCCAGCAUCAAGUGCCAGUAGGUGGACAACUUCUGCAUCUAUGUCUGGUGCACCGACAGGCACUCGAAAUAACAAUCAGCAGGGUUACAAUCGCAUGCAGCGCACUGUGCAUGUCAGCCGUGCUCGUAGGUCAGGGGUCAUUGUCGGUGGCCGACCCCUUGUCCCUGCUGCUAUUGUGCCUGAGGAUCUUGUGAACCAGUGUCAGGUGGUUCUCCAAGGCAAAUCAAGAAAUCUGAUAAUUCGGGAACUGCAAAGAACAAAUCUUGAUGUCAACAUGGCUGUAAACAAUCUCUUGAGCCGAGAUGAUGAAGGAGAAGGCGAAGAUGAAGAUAGUCAAGAUUACAGCAUGCCAGAUGAUCUCAUUUCUCUUUUGGACUCUGGCAUGCACGACCAUCCAUCUGUCAUCAUUGAUGCUGAUGCUAUGUUCAAUGAAGACAUGUUCGGUUAUUCAACCUUGCGCAGUCGUGGCUCUGUUACACGUUCUCGUCUAGUUGACAGAGAGCGGGAGCUAGAAAGGGACAGAGAAAUCUUUCGUAUUAGAGAUCGUCGUCGACUGGAAUCAUUCCGUGAAGAUAUGAAGUCUCUGGACCGAGAUAAAAAUGAUAGCAUGUCAACAGAUGGAACCAAAAAAUCUAACUUGCCCUCUCAAAAUCCUGUCAUUUUAGGAGAGGAACUUGAGUUUUGGACAGAAAAGGAUGGAGACAAUCCCCGGUUUACUCACAUUGGUGCCAUGCAUUCAGACUUGAUUGCAAUAGGAACAAAUGGUCAGUUGUACUGUUGGCGGUGGACAGACAGUGAGCCCUACAGGAGUCUUGAAAACCCAUUGUGCCGUCAUCCAAAAGCAGCCAAUCUAGGACUUCUUAAUGAAAGGCUGGUAGGUCUAGCAGCCUGCAGUGUACGAGCAUCUGUUCUGACUGAGUCUGGCAAGAUUGCAACACUCCUGGAUGAAACUUUAAAUUUUGCAUCCAGCAAGCUUGAGCAUCCAGCUACAAUGUUUACCGAGUUUCAGACAGAUCAUGUUGCUGCCAUUCAUGCCUGUCCUCUUUAUACAUGUGCACAGUUGGAUAGUGGCGCCCUGUACUGGUGGGGUGUCAUGCCUUUUGCCCAGCGUAAGAAGCUGCUAGAGAAAACAAGGUCCAGGAAAAAAAAGUCCAAGGAGACCUCCUCCUCACCUGCAUCUGACAUUGUAGCAGGGUCCACUGUGUGUCUGCGGAGCACUCCAUUGUACCAUGCAGGCGCCAUGGCUUUUUCCUUGAUAAACGGCAUUCCUAAAGUUGGCCAUCUUGUUGAUUCAGCCUGGCUUCUAAGUGACAGCUGUCGGUUCAGGCUGAGACCAUUAGCAAGUGAGAGUCGUAGCGAUGUGAAGGCUGAGGUCAAAUGCAGCGAGACAAAGACAGAUAUGCCUCCCCCCUCACCUGCCUCCUCUGUCUGCAGUGACCACAGCAGUGCAUCAUUGCCGGCCUCCCUCAAAAGAAAGAAAGCCACAACACCAAUCAAGGAAGAAGACAAGAAAGAAGAAGAAGAGAGAUGGCCACUUAGGAAUGUUGUUUUUAUUGAAGACAUGCGGACUGUGCAGUUGGGCAAGGUUCUCAAGGUUGAUGGUGCAUAUGCAGCAGUCCGCUUCCAGAGUCGGGACGGGGAUGGUGUUAAUGCUAAAGAUGAUGCUGCAGCAUCAUUGCUCCAAGACUGUCGGCUACUGAGGAAGGAUGAGCUUCAGGUUAUGAAAGGCAUGAGUGCUCCUCGUAAUCCAGACUGCUUCCAGAAGGUUCCCAAGAAAGUCAACAUGAUGGAGAGUGGACAGAUAUUGGCCGUCACCAUCGAUUGUGAUAAUAUACAUGCUGUAGCUCAAAAUGGAUCCAGGUUGAACUACAUUGUGCAUAAUCUUAGUACUGGCAAGUUAGAACAGAAUUGUCUGUUUCCUACAGACGCCCAGUCUUUUCAGGGCACUAGACGCUCGCCCAUACGACUGUAUGGUUCUUCUGAGGACUCUCCCAUGGCACUGUGUGAUGGAAAUGGUGCCAUAUACCCAUUGGCCAAAGACUGCAAUGAGAAUAUCCGUGAUCCACUGUGGCUGGACCUGCCCCCUCUGUCCUGCAUGGACAUGCGUGUCUGUCACUUGCCGGCUGUUCCACUCAACCAGAAAAAUAAGGCAGCUGUUGUUGCCUUAGCUAUACAGCAUCAGAGACUAAUGCCAUACAUUCUGAGAUGUCAGUUGGACAAGGUGAAAAGUGUCUUGGCCUCCAUUGAAGAAGACAUAAAAUCCAACCCAUCCUGUAAGCUUCUGCAGGAAGUAUUAAGGGAACACUGUGAUGGUAACCGCAACAUCAUCCAUAUGUGUGUGAGUGUAUGCAUUCCUACCUCCAACAAGGACUAUGAUCCAGAGCAGAGCAUAACUGCUUCUUUUGGUGGCAUGCCAGAUGUUGUUAGCACUGCUGUUGAUGCACUGACUUCCAUUCAGCGAACAGAGGAGGCUUCUAGUCGAAGCAGCAUGACUGUGCGUGAGCUGAUCAGGAGAGCCUCUUCCACAGCAAGAGGUGUAACAGGACUUGAUGUGCGUGAUCUUGACCGUGAAGAGGCAGGGAUAUCUAUCCCUCCCAUCCACUGGCCAACUGAGCCACCCCCAUCGUAUGACUCUGUUCACUCAGACUCUAGCACCUCUAGUCUGGGUGGUGGGCUUGGAGCAGCAGCCAUAGCAGGUUCCAGCACUGCAGGAACCAACUGCGAGUUCACAACAGUCGGGGCGGCACCUGUCAAGCUGGAGGAUAAGGAACGUCGGACCGUUGGCCUUCAGAUUUUACGCUUGCUUCUCGAGGCGCCCAUCAUGCAGUCUCAUCUACUGUCCCUUUUGACAGCUAGAAAUGCAGAGGGCUGCACACCCUUUACAGGCGUGUGUGGUCGUGCAUAUCCAGCCGGUCUGGCCAUCAUGACGGCUGCAUUAAAAGUGGCAGGACGAGGAGAGCGAGGGGAGGUGGACAGGGGAGCGCUGAUGACGAUGAUUUAUCCCUCUGGUUCAAGUCUUGACAACUCGCCUUUGCACAUGCUGUGUGCCAAUGAUACCUGUAGCUUCACCUGGACAGGUGCAGAGCAUAUCAACCAGGACAUCUUUGAGUGCAAGACUUGUGGGCUGACAGGAACACUUUGCUGCUGUACAGAGUGUGCACGUGUCUGUCACAAAGGACAUGAAUGCAAACUAAAGAAGACAGCCCCCACAGCGUAUUGUGACUGCUGGGAGAAGUGCAAGUGCAAGGCACUGGUGGCCGGUCAGCAGAGCACUCGCUUUACACUCCUGCAUAAGCUGCUGACUGAGACAGACCUAGUCAAUAUACCCAACAGCAGAGGAGAGAAUAUCCUACUGUUUCUGGUGCAAACAGUGGGCAGACAAAUGUCUGAGCAACGGAACUAUCGGCCUCCUCGCGUCCGUGUCACCACCACACGCAAAACACAAAUUGCAGAUGAUCUGGAAAUGCCUGAACAUGACCUAGAACCCCCAAAGUUUGGUCGCCGUGCACUGGAACGAAUUCUGAAUGACUGGACUGCAGUAAAAGCCAUGAUUAACAGUGGACAGAAACAGACCAACAUUGGAGGGGGCGGAGAGGUGGUAUAUGAAGAGCAGAUGUACCUAGAAAGUCAAAGUGGCACAGCACGCCUGGACAAGUUCACACAUUGUCUCUGGUCAAGAGCAGUGUGGAGAGGUGCAUCUGUACAUGACUCCACCCAGAUGCUGGAUGCCCUGCUGACAACCAUCAUACGUGAAAUGCAAAAUGAUAGUAUCCCCAACCGUCGUGAGGAAGCCCAGAGCGUUGCCAGACGAUUUGUGCGUUCAGUGGCCCGUGUCUAUGUGGUACUGAACAUUGAGAUGAUCCCUAGUACUGGCAAAAAACGGUGUGCCAGCUUUCCACCUUGUCAGCCCAUCAUUAAGUGUCGUCGGGCAUUCCAGGCGCUCGUAAGUGUAGCAAUACCAGAGCUGUGUCAGACUGCUAUUUCACUUAUAACCCCUGUUCGGCUUGGAGUAGCACGGCCCACAGCACCAUUCUCCCUAGUCAGCGCCAAUAUGGAAGCAGUGCAGGGCAGUGAAGAAGUAUUUGCCACAGACCCUUUGCCUCCACGUCCAGCUUCAGUUGACAGCACUCGGGACAACAUUGCACUUCUGCCACGUACCUCACCUCAUCCUCAUCCACAAGUCCCCCCUGCUAAUGAUGAGGACGAGGGUGAGGGAGAGACAGAGGGAGUUGGAGCAGAGGUGGAGGCUGGAGAUGGAAUGCAUGCAGAUGAGGACCACUCUGACCAUGAAGAUCGACAGUCGGAACAUUCAGACCAUGAUGACAACCCAGAGCAUGACCGCGAGGCACCUCCACCUGACAAUGAAGAUGGCCCAGGGGAGAGUGACAUGGACUUGGACCUCAUGGCAGAGUCAGAGAGCGACAGUGAAAGCAGUCACAGCAACCAGGACAAUGUCAGCAUACAGCGCAGUGCAGUGACCGCUGCGACUGCUGGUUCUGAUGCAGGUCUUGGGAGUCUGGCUCACUUCUCAGAGGAUGAAGAGUCUGGCGAGUCAUCCAAUCAAGAGGAGGAUUAUGAAAGUGAGGCAGGCGAGAGUGAAGAGCACGAGGAUGAGCUUGUCUACAUGGACGAGCAGCUAGAGAGGCGUUCAACUCCAGUUACUGUUGCCAUAGCAGCAGGCGCCCAUGGGCAGCGCACCCUACAGGCUCCCCAGACCAUGCAGUGGGCAAUCCGUCAGCGUGAACCUACUACUGCCACACCUACAACUCGCCCUCCUACUACUACCAACAAUAACACGGCUACUAGCCGUCGCAGUGAGAGCACUUCUGGAAAUAACCUGAUCUACAUUGACCCUGGGACACUCCGUCGUGGUACCAGCAUCUCAACGGCCAUCACCUCCACAAAUCAGGAUGCUGCAAUCACCAUGGCAACUACAGCCUCGCAGCUGGCACGUGCCUUUGGCAUCGUGGUGCGCCUCCUGACGGAUCUAUUGAACAUGCUACAGAACUACCACACCCUAGCACCCAAUCUUCCCUGCGUGUUGAACAUCACAGAGCAACAGGAACAAGAACUGCAGAGCUAUGCUGAUGAGCAGCUUCGUCCAACAUGGGACUGGUUAGUGGCUAUCAUGGACUCCACCGAAGCACAGUUACGUUUUGGGUCUGCUCUCAGCAACUCCUCUGACCCUUCCUGCCCUCACCACCCUCUACACUCCGCCCAUCUACGCACCUCCAGGGAGCGCCCCACUCCACGGGAUGAGCCACGCCCAUUGCAAGUGAUUGACACACGUCGACGACAUCGGUUUGGUACCAUCUUGGCCUCAACACCUGCCUCAGCUGAUGGUAACUCAGCCCGGCGAGAUUUCCUCAGCUAUGCCCUGUCACUGAUGCGGUCACACAAUGAUGAGCACGCAGACAGCCUGCCUGUGAUCGACAUCUCUGCACUGAAGCACUCCGCCUACGUUUUUGAUGCCCUCAUCUACUACAUGCGCACGGUGCCAGAGUCUGAUGUGGAUACUCUUAAGGACGGCAUCUCCGUCAUCUCCUGGCAAGAUGGAGAAGAGAAUGAGAACGAUGAGCAGGACGAUGAUAUGGUCACUACUUCCAUCACCAUGGAUACAGAAAGUCUUGAGGGAGAGAGUGAAUGUGCCUUGAGUGGCGGAGGCGGGGCCAAAGUUGGACGCAAGCAUCCAUUUUUCCAGCGCUCGGAUUCAACAAUAUUUUUAGGAUGCCCACCUCCAGAUGCUUUUCAUACGCCGCUGGUAGAAGCUUUGCCUUUAGCCGAUCAGCCUCAUCUGCUGCAACCUAAUUCUCGGCGUGAGGACCUCUUUGGCAUGGCUCGUCCUACAGUGUUUUCGAGGUCUGUUUCUGCUGUAGAGGCACGUGAUGGUGCUGAAAGCAGCCGUGCCGGCAGCCCAUUCCAGAAACUUCCACUGAACCUGUCACUCACAACACGAGUUGAAGACAAUCGCACAGAACUAGUUCGUGGCUUUCAUAGUGCUUUAUAUCAGGGACUACAAAAUCGCAUAAGAACCCACGCCGAGCCCUUAGCUCAGCGACUGGAGCUGCCUCUUGGACCUCAGAGCGCAGCCAUUAAUUUGUCUCUCUCUGCCACUGGCAGUCCCAGCCGCAGCAGGGAUGCUAACCAUCUUUUAAGUCAGGCUUUGAGUGGUUCCCCGGGGCCUCUUCCCAACCUUGACCCUUUACCUGAAACAGUGGCUACUGGCCCAGUUGAAGAGGACACUUCAUCAUCAGGUGUCAUUGUGGAGAUGUCAUCAUCUCUUGCUGUCCCCCAGGGUGGGACAGGGAGAGAGAUGUUGAGGCCUAUUAUUCCUGUCAGCAUGGAAGUGAGCGGUGGACAGCGCAUGUCCUUAGAUGCUGGCCGCUCAGACAUUUCACAGCCUAGUGUAAUCAUGCACACAGCUUCUUCACUGCCAACACAGACCACUGCCACUCCAGAUGGGUCGGGUUUCAUACCAUCUGUGUCAUCAUCUCAGGAAGGUCAUGCAGUUCUGUCAUCAUCUUCAUCGUCUCUACCAGCUUGUGAAAUGAGCCAGGCUACCCUUGCAGGAGCAUCCUUAUCUCCUGCCCGACCCCUCCCGGUUGCUUCCUUCAGCUCUUCACUGGACAGUGGCAGUCAGUUCCAGAAUCUGAUUGCAGUGGCAACAGCCUCAGCAACCCUGGCUUCCAUGCCUCUAUAUCUUCUAGGUGAUUGCUCUGGUACUGGUGAUGGAACAAUUCACAGCCAAGACCUUCCACUUGACCUGGUUGGAGCCAACGAGAAUGUCUCCAACACAGUAGAUAUUGAGACAAGCGACCAGUCACUCGUUCCCCCACACUCUGCCUCUUUGACAAACCUGUCUGCAGCUUCUGCACCCACUGCCACAGUUACUGCUACUAGAUUCCAGACACCCAUUGGCCACAUAGUUUCCCAUGAUAUUCUGCUUGGACGCUGGCGCUUGGCACUUGACCUCUUUGGGCGUGUCUUCUGUGAUGACGUUGGUGCUGAGCCAGGUUCCAUCAUAAGUGAGCUGGGUGGCUUCCCCGUAAAGGAAGGACGCUUCCGCCGAGAGAUGGAAAAACUCAGGACUAAUCAGCAGAGGGACCUAACACUUGAUGUGGAACGUGAAAGGUCAGCGUUAAUCACACACACCUUCAGGCAGCUCAACAACCAUUACAACCGACGCACCAACAACUCCAGCACUCCUCUGGCUGCACACCGUGUGAAAGUGAUUUUUAAGGAUGAGCCAGGAGAAGGCAGUGGGGUGGCUCGCAGCUUUUACACGGCUGUUGCAAAUGCGUUGCUGUCAGAAGAAAAAUUGCCAUCGCUUGAGGGGGUGCUAGUGGGUGGCAAGUCCAUGAAUUACAAUUUGAUUCAGCGAAUGAGAAACCGUGAACGGGAACGAGAUCGCCAUCGCUCCAUAGUGCGCCGAAGUGGAGAUCGCGAAUCCCGCCGAACAUUGUCCUAUGAUGCUCCUCCAUUCUACAUGCCAACAACAGAGUCUUAUGGCAGAGGUGGUGGUGGAACUGGAGGUGGAGGCAGUGGAGGAGGCAGCAGUGGCAUUGGUACUGGCACAUCGUCAACAGAAUCAACCCAAGAAUCUGGGGACACCAGCCUUACAGUGUACAGGCGACAGCUUGGAGAAAGACUGUUUCCUAAAGUCCAGGCCCUUCAGCCAUCACUUGCUCCCAAGAUUACUGGCAUGUUGCUGGAGUUAUCCCCAGCUCAGCUUCUUCUGUUACUCGCCUCUGAAGAAACACUUCGACAACGGGUGGACGAGGCAUUGGAUAUUAUCUUGUCACAUGGAAGAGAGAGUGCAGAGUCACUGCUGGACUUGGACAUCUUCAACCUGUCAGCUGACAAGAACAAGAAGUCUGGUAGUUUAGCAGGAACAGCAGGCACUGCUGCCCGCUCUGGAGAAGAGGAAGAUGACGAAGGUGAAGACAAUGCCCCUUUAUUCUGGCAGCCAGGGAAACGGGGCUACUACUCCCCACGAGCUGGACGCAACACACCUGAACGCCUGAACGCUUUUAGGAAUGUUGGCAGGAUCAUUGGUCUUUGCCUACUACAGAAUGAGAUUUGCCCGCUCUUUCUCAACCGACAUGUCCUCAAGUAUUUGUUGGGUCGUCGCAUUGGUUGGCAUGACCUUGCCUUCUUUGACCCUGUAAUGUAUGAGUCACUGCGCACACUUGUUGAGGACUCGGAGACCAAAGAUGCCUCCCUCAUAUUUGCUGCUUUGGACCUCAACUUCUCCGUUGAGCUUUGUGCUGAAGAGGGUGGAGAGACAGUAGAGCUCCAGCCAGAUGGUGCUGAGAUUGAGGUGAAUGCAUCCAAUGUACAUCUUUAUGUACAGAAAUAUGCCCAAAUGAGAAUGAUCCACUGCCAAGAGAAGGCACUUAAGCACAUGAGGAUGGGAGUAUUUGAUGUCAUACCAUCAUCAUCACUUGAAGGAUUGACUGCUGAAGAUCUUCGUCUCCUGCUGAAUGGAGUGGGUGACAUCAAUGUCCAGACCUUAAUCAGCUACACCUCAUUCAAUGAUGAGAGUGGGGAGAGCAGUGAGAGGGUUCAGAGAUUCAAGCGUUGGUUCUGGUCUGUAGUGGAGAAGAUGAACAAUGUUGAACGACAGGACCUGGUUUAUUUCUGGACAUCAAGUCCAGCUCUCCCUGCCAGUGAGGAAGGUUUCCAACCCAUGCCCAGCAUCACCAUUCGCCCAGCAGAUGACGAGCACCUCCCCACUGCUAAUACGUGCAUUUCCCGCCUGUACAUCCCUCUCUACUCCAACAAAGCUACACUGCGUGCCAAACUGGCCCUAGCCAUCAAAACCAAGUCGUUUGGUUUUGUUUGAAGUGAUUUGCGCAAAAUAGUGAUUUAAAAUGGUUGUAAGGCUGUUUUCAAAUGUGCCGUUUAAAACCGAUGGUUGGCUUUUUGUACACCCUCACAGCAUUGACCAUCUUUGUUUCUUUAGUCUACAAACGUUCAGUUUUUACAUGUACAGACAUAAACUACUGUAAGAUCCUUGCUGGUAUUUGGCUUGCUUGCUGCUGCAGAACGAACAGGUCACCAGCAAACUUUGGAAACGCACAUGUUAACACUCUUUCCAGGCAGGUUGUCAAGCAACUGUUUCCCCCACCUGUCUUCCAGUGUUUUGUUGUGUAGCAGGCAAGUGUUUUGUUAGCAAUUUUCAGUCAAAAAUGCAAAACUUCCUGAGGUAUAUGUGCAAUUAUUUCCACUGUAAAGGAGUUGCUGACAACAAAAUCCUGUCUGCAUUUAGGAAAACAAUGAGUGCGUCAGAUGAGGGAGUUGGUGCAUGAAGAUGGUGGCUUUGUAUGCACAGUUUUGAUUAUGAAGUCAUAUAGAGUGGGUGUGGCUGGGAAGGACCUGCAGUGCAUAUCACAUGUGUUUUAUGAUUCUUGCAUGCAGGCGCUGGCUCACCUUCAGCCCUUUUGUAGGCAAGUCAUGUGACAUUGAGGGGACUGGGCUGGCAUUAGCACCAUAUUCAGAUGUAGCUUGGUGACCUGUACUCGCUUGUCCAGUUUGUAAGAAAUAACUUGAGACCGUGUCACCAUCAUUGAAGAUAAAUCAGUCCAUGGGUUUUUCAAUAUUGGGACUUGGGCAGGGACAAGUAGGUUGGGCAGAGAUUGGCAGUGUGUCUGUGGAAGAACAUGAGAAAGUGACUUUGUGCAGGACGUCGACUUGCAUGACACUACCCGAAUGGCAACAGUUAUUUGUAGCGGCAAGCAUGCCCAUUGGUUUUAAGAAAUUUGUUUUUAAAACCGCUGAGCAUACUGUAUAGCAUUCAUAGGUUAGAAACAUUACUUGAAAAAAAAUAUUUAUGUAUGUGUGUCCCAAAUCGCUGUUUUUUUUCUUCAAAAUUCACUCCCUUUUAUUGCACUUUUGUGAAAAAGAUCUGUCUCCUAGUUAUAAAGAUAUGGGAUUAUACAGCAACAGGAGUACAGGAGGGGUUGGGUAGGAGAGGGGAUGAGAACUGGAGGUUGGGCAUUGGAUCACUGUGUAAGGAACAAGAGCAAUUAAAAACCAUGUUGUAAAUCGACAUGCUGAGAAAGUUA
This is a messenger RNA of Pomacea canaliculata, 10774 nucleotides long. Its product is annotated as E3 ubiquitin-protein ligase UBR5-like. The record is from RefSeq and is a predicted model, not a curated record. Gene Ontology annotation, cellular component: nucleus. Lineage: Eukaryota; Metazoa; Mollusca; Gastropoda; Architaenioglossa; Ampullariidae. Gene Ontology annotation, molecular function: ubiquitin-protein transferase activity; ubiquitin binding; zinc ion binding. Gene Ontology annotation, biological process: protein polyubiquitination; regulation of double-strand break repair; DNA damage response.